CGCUGGUCUGCGAGGGGACUGCACACAGCUGGCGCACGAGUGGACGGCAAAGAUCCCUCCUUGGAGCCUCGGUGAGGAAAACACCGUCAUUCCUGCACAGCUGGCCUGCUGUCCCGGGAGGAGACAGCUCAGCGGCGUCUCCAGCGGCCUGGACAUGGAAAGUGUGGACUGGCUGGGGUUCCUCCUUGUCACGCUGGACUGCAAUGUGACCAUGCUGGGGAAGGUCUGGCUCCUGCUCACCGUGCUGCUGAGGCUGGCGGUGCUCGCCCUGGCGGCGCUCCCCGUCUACCAGGACGAGCAGGAGCGGUUCGUCUGCAACACUCUGCAGCCGGGUUGUGCCAACGUCUGCUACGACGCCUUCUCGCCCGUGUCCCCCGUGCGCUUCUGGGUGCUGCACAGCGCCGCCGUGCUCCUGCCCUACGCCGCCUUCACUGUCCACGUGCUGCACAGGGCGGCCCGGCUGGCUGCCCACCGGCUCUGCGGGGAACGCCGCCCCCAGCGCCUGCCCGACUUCUCCUGGAGCUACACUGUGCACCUGUGUCUCCGGACCCUGCUGGAGGCGGCCUUUGGGGCCUCCCACUACCUCCUCUUUGGGUUCCUGGUCCCGGCGAGGUUCUCCUGCAGCCACGCCCCCUGCCCCGGCGUGGUGGACUGCUACGUGUCCCGGCCCACGGAGAAGUCCCUGGUGACGCUGUUCAUGUGGGCGGUCGGUGCGUUGUCCCUCAUCCUUGGGGUCCUUGACUUGAUCUUUAGCCUGCGGGCCCGGACCAGGCCAGCAGCCAAGGGCCCCUCCGUCAUGGAGCAGUAUGGCCAUGCUGGGAGCCCAGAGGAUGUGGAUGGUGGGUGGCAGGGAGAGGGGGUGCCCACGCGCCCUGUCCUGUGGCCCCGAGGCGAGGGUGCCGCCAGCCCCAGUGGCACAUUCCGUGGGUCCGGGCGCUUGGAGCUUCCAGAUGAAGAUGGGAGUGAGGGGAUGGCCUCAAUCAGUGACCAGCUGGCCGGGGCGUGCAGAGAGCCAGUGGGCAGCCCUCUCAGGGAGGCCCCCAUGGACCCCAGUGGCUCAGGCCCCACUGGGGUGGUGGAGCAGCCCUCCCCGGGGCCUCGGGGCCGCCUGGCCGCACACCGCUCCUGCAGUCGGCUCCAGCCGCCUGCCCGGCCAGCCAGCUCAAGCAGUGCCCCCCACCUGAGAGCCAAAAGGUCCGAGUGGGUGUGA
Lepus europaeus (European hare) is the source of this 1210-nucleotide messenger RNA. RefSeq names its product gap junction protein delta 4 (gene GJD4). The coding region runs from base 155 to 1210 and encodes 351 amino acids. Gene Ontology annotation, biological process: cell communication. The record is from RefSeq and is a predicted model, not a curated record. Lineage: Eukaryota; Metazoa; Chordata; Mammalia; Lagomorpha; Leporidae. Gene Ontology annotation, cellular component: connexin complex. The transcript has 3 exons.